Molecule: messenger RNA, 3715 nt
Organism: Astyanax mexicanus (Mexican tetra)
Lineage: Eukaryota; Metazoa; Chordata; Actinopteri; Characiformes; Acestrorhamphidae
Gene: casp7
Product: caspase 7, apoptosis-related cysteine peptidase
Exons: 8
Coding region: 196-1221 (341 amino acids)
Biological process (GO): proteolysis; apoptotic process
Cellular component (GO): cytoplasm
Source: RefSeq, a predicted model, not a curated record
CUCUUUAAAUGAUAAGCUGGUAUGCCUACUGUACACAGGGCAGUUUACUCACAGGAAAGUUUCUUUUUCACUUCUCUCUGUUUCUUUUUCCUUUCGCGGAGCUGUGCGACCGUUUGGACUGGAGCUGCUCAGAACUGCCGUAUAACUACAUAAUUUAACUAGGUAGCCAACUUUACGUGAUUUUACAGCUUUGGGAUGGAGGGAGACACUUUGCCUGAUAAAGCUGAAGUGAGUAAGAAAGGGAAUGAGAAGGGAGGAGAAGGGGAUGCAACAGAUGCUCCUAAACAAAGAUUACCGGAACCUGUUGGCGGGACAGAUGCAGAAACUAAACUGCCAGAUGAAUACUCUGAGGAGAGUGAGGAAGAGGACACAGUUGAUGCAAAGCCUGAUCGAAAAGGGAGAUUCAUCCUUUUUGGAUUUAAGAAGAAUAAGGAUGGCAAGUUGCGGGAGAAGGACAGGAUCGUUUCACCAGCAUUCCAGUAUAAGAUGAGCCACCGGCGAGUGGGCAAGUGCAUCAUCAUCAACAACAAGAAUUUUGAUGAAAAGACAGGGAUGAAUGUUCGCAAUGGCACAGAUCGGGAUGCAGGAGAGCUGUUCAAGUGCUUUAAGAACCUGGGAUUUGAUGUUUUCGUCUACAAUGACCAGACCUGUGCAAAAAUGGAGCGGUUGUUGAAAGAGGUCUCAGAGGAGGAUCACAGCGACAGCUCCUGCUUUGCCUGCAUUCUGCUAAGCCAUGGGGAGGAAGGCAUGAUUUAUGGAACAGAUGGGGCGAUGCCCAUCAAGAGCAUGACCUCACUCUUUAGAGGAGAUAUGUGCAAGAGCCUGGUGGGCAAACCCAAGCUCUUCUUCAUCCAGGCUUGUCGAGGUUCAGAGUUUGAUGAUGGCAUACAGACUGACUCAGGACCACCCAAUGACACGAUAGAAACGGACGCAAAUCCUAGACACAAGAUCCCUGUGGAGGCAGAUUUCUUGUUUGCCUACUCCACUGUUCCAGGUUACUACUCAUGGAGGAAUCCAGGCCGAGGGUCUUGGUUCGUUCAGGCCCUCUGUAAUGUCCUCAACGAGUUUGGCAAGCAGCUGGAAAUCAUGCAGAUACUCACACGGGUUAACUACAUGGUGGCGACCAACUUUGAGUCCUGGUCUGAAGAUCCUCGCUUCAGUGAGAAGAAGCAGAUCCCCUGUGUGGUCUCCAUGCUGACCAAAGAGCUCUACUUCAACUGAUGACUGACUUCACAACAACCUCAGACACCUACAGCCUUUGCACGCUCAGAUUUUUACAAAGUACAUAGAUUUCCAUGUCAUGUUUUACCACUUUUUAUUUUGCUUCUGACCAGAACUGAUGCAUCAUGCUGCCUGUCUUAUAUAUUUUUGUAAUUUUAGAGACCUUUUUAGAGAUCUUUUUUGGAAAUUGUAACCCUUUAUUUUUUGCAGCACAAAUUUCUGCAUGGCAGGCAGUACAGACACAUCAGACUGACUGACUGACAGAUGUGACCGGAUGUUCACAAUAUUCAGGGAUGCUCCAGACCCAGCUGGAAACGGUGUUGUUUGUGCGUGAAAGCAAUUUAUUUCCAACGUUACUCUGGGCACUUUCUUUGCUCUUUUAGUUAUUCCAUGGAACACUGAUGCCACUGUUCUUUGUCUGCUGGCAGUGUGAAAUAUCCAUGUCAUUUUGCCAACUUGGAAGGUUUGCUGCCACAGUAGGUGAGGAAUUGGAGCAUGUCGAUAUUCUUUUAGAAAUUUCAGCUGGGUUAAUAAGCCCAAUGAAACAUGUGCUAAUGUACAGUAUAUAUAAAAAAAUAAUUACCACUACAGUAAGAGGCUAAAUACAAGGUGAAUCCUGUGUCUGAAAGGGGCCGUUACUAAACUGUAGUUUAAUUCGGUAAACUGGUAAGCAUUAUUUCUUUCUGCUCACAACUGAAGCAGAUAGCAUUCAUACCCAUCACAAAUCACCAGAAUGUAUUACUCUGCCCUCUGUAGGAUUGAACUGUAAGGGCUGUAAGUGGCUGUUUCCAUGGUGAAAUACCUCCUUUGUCAAUACAAAUUUUAUCACUCAUAUAGUCUAAGAUGAUGAAGUCGGCAGUAAAACACCACUAGUUUUUUUUAUUGCUCGUCUUUUUAACUUUGAACAGAGCAGUCUAUGAAAUUUUAUCAGUGUCCUGUUCUGACAUUUCUUCAGUUGUGGGUCCUUCAUUUUGGCCUACAAAUAUUAGGGUCUAAUGUGAAAUGUGAAUGAUGCUUUUUAGGAUAGUGUACCAUGUAAUUUGCACCAGAACUAUAAACCUAAAGCACAAGUAGCUAUGUGUUUGAUUUCAGUUCGGUUGAGGUGGUCUUAGCAGGACUGUGGUAGAUGCUCGGAAUGGAUUGCACUCAGUGCUGGUGAGAUGUAGCAGUUUUUGCAACAGAGAAAGGAUACUCCAAGCAGGACACAGAUGACUGCUUUACUUCUUCUUUUAUUAGUAAACUCAGUUCCAACUGCCAAGUCUCUAAAGUAACACACAGAGGAGGAACGCCCAAUCAACUCACACAUCAUGUGCAAAACUCUCAGUAGCAGCCCUUCCCCUCAUUAGAUUGAUGUCUUUGAUUGGCUGACCUUCCUAACAAGGACAGUGAAAGGGUGUUAAAAAAACAGAAGAAACAUCAAAUUGGUGUAUCUCCCCUUUAAAAAGCACACUACUUGAAGAAAGUAAUCAUUUGUUUUGUUCUUUCCAUAAAACUUACUUGAUGUUCUGUCUUGAAUCCAGUUUAUAAUCUACACAGGCAGCUACUGUAUUACUGGUGACACAUGGACCAAUGCUGCAGUAGUAUUGCAGUAAGGCUAGGGUCAUCUGAGAGUUUCAGAACCAGCUGCAUUAGCUGCGUUUCCUUCCUUCUUUGAGUUGUAAUUGUACUUUCAUCUGCUUCAGUCAUACAUUCACUUUUCUUCUGGAUCACAGUCAGUCUGAAGUAAAGCUGCAGAGAGUGUGAAGCAGACAAUACUGUCAGUGAUUUAAUCAGAUUCUAAUGGGACAUAAUCAUGAUCACCCUUCUGUUAGUGCAGCAUUUCUCAAUCCUCCCCUCCAGGACUGAGAAACACAGUGUAUAUGGAACAGAUAAACCUGUCAAUCAACUCAGCUCUCACGCUAUCUCUCUCUUCCUAUUUAUUACAGCUGUCAAUCAAAAAACAUAUUCAUUGUCCUUUACUGCGUGUCAAAUUACAUGCUAAAUGGACCAAUAGCUCCAAAAUAACUUUCAAUAAAAUAUUUUUUACUUCCUUUCUUUUUUCCCUUUUUACCUGUAAAGUUGAGGUUUUUGGAGAUACAAGGUUUUUGUUCAUGUGACAGCAAGUGCAUAUAUAAAUAGAUUAAUAUAUAGAUAGAGAGUGAGAGAUAGAGAUUACCUCUUAGUGAUGUAGUGCCCAAACUGUACCGAAGGGAGUAUUUGCUCUACUUGUAUUGGAAUGGAAUUUAAGGGAAAAUAUAUAUAUUUUAAGAAAAAAUCCUUUUAAAUGAUUUACAGUGUUAAAUGAAAUUGUCCUCAGGAAUAUAUGAAAUGAUUUGGAACAUUUUUUUGGGAUAUGAAAUGCCCUCUAAAAAUGUAAAAAGUAAAAAUAUUUUUGAUCACUGCCAUACUUUUUGCCCCUUUUUUGGAAUUCGGGGCUAUGUUUUGUUUAAGUGACUUCACAUGGAGAGAAUGCCUUUGUAAACCUUAUUUUGUUGUAUUAAAAAAUAAAUACAUA